AUGCCGAAGGGCUCUCUCAUUAUCGGUGUCGACCUGAUGCCCAUCAAACCGCUGCCCCAUGUCAUCGCAUUCCAGGCCGACAUUACGACGCCAAAGUGUCGCAACGAGCUCCGCCAGCACAUGCACGACUGGAAGGCGGAUCUGGUGCUGCACGACGGUGCGCCGAACGUCGGUGCUGCAUGGGUGCAGGACGCUUUCUCGCAGAACGAGCUUGUGCUUCAGUCGCUUCGUCUCGCCACCGAGUUCCUCGUCAAGGGCGGCAACUUUGUCACCAAGGUGUUCCGAUCGCAAGACUACAAUUCGCUCAUGUGGGUCUUCAACCAGCUCUUCCGUCACGUCGAGGCCACCAAGCCGCCUUCGUCGCGUAACGUCUCCGCCGAGAUCUUCGUCGUCUGCCGUGACUUCAUUGCGCCCAAGCACAUCGACCCCAAGUUCCUCGACCCCAAGCACGUCUUCAAGGAUCUCCAGUCGUCGCUCCCCGCCUCUAUCACCGAGGCUCCCGCCGAGGAGGCCUCAACUGCUGCCACCAUGGCCUCGACCGCCAAGGCUGCCAACGCCGCUGCUCGUCUCGCUGCCACGAACAACCACGCGCACGCCAAUGUUUACGCUCCCGAGAAGAAGCGCCGUCAGCGUGAGGGUUACGCCGACGGAGACUACACGCUGUUCCACAAGGCGAGCGCUUCCGACUUCGUGCGCGGAGACCCGGUCGCGAUCCUCGGUACGAUGAACAAGAUUGCGUUCGAGACCGAGGAGGAGAAGGAGUGGCUGAAGGUGCUCGGCAAGGGUGACUUCAAGGCUCUGAUGAAGUGGCGACUCGCGAUUCGCCUCGAGAUCGGUCUCGACGUCAAGGCCAGCAAGACCGAGGAGGCUACUGAGGACGUCGAAGUGGAGGAGAUGGACGAGGAGCAGCAGAUCUCAGAGGAGCUGAAGCGUUUGCACGAGGAGAAGCGUGCGAAGCAGAAGCGCGAGAAGAAGCGCAAGAACGAGAUCAAGACCAAGACGAUCCAGAAGCUGCAGCUCGGCAUGACGGCCCCGACAGACCUGGACAUGGACGACCGGGAGCUGGCAGGUGAGGAGAUGUUCGAUCUGGGCGAGGGCGAGCGCGAGAACCGCACUGGCCGAUCGAUCGAGGAUGCCGUCCGGGACGCGGAUGGUAUGUCCGAGUCUGAGGAGUCCGAGGUCGAGCAAGAGGAGGACGACGACGAAGUCCUCUCGUCCGACGAGGAGAGGGAGCGCCGCACCGCCGCGCUCGAGGGCACGCUCGACGACCUGUACGACAGCUACAAAGAGCGCAAGAGCGAGCAGGACGCCAAGUGGAAGGUCAAGCAGCAGCGGCUCAAGGACCGAAACUACGACGCUUGGCACGGAAUCCAGGAGGGAAGCGACAGCGAGGACGACGGCGUCGACAAGGGCUACCGCAGCGGAAUGGUGCGCGUGCCGCGGCGCGGAGACGCGGACGAGGAGGAGGAGGAGUCUGAGGGCGAGGGAGGCUGGGACGUUGUCGCCAACCAGAAGGCGCAGGACUAUGACUCUGACUCGGACUCUGACUCGGAAGCCGAGGACGAUGCCGACGCCCCGAAGAAGAAGAAGGCCAAGGUCACUAUCCGCGACCCCCGCCCUGUCGCUCAGCCCCAGCAGAAGAAGCUGCUGACGAGCCUGUCAAGGGAUGACUCGCGCGACAAGAUGUCCCGCCAGGCGCAGGUGUGGUUCGACCAGUCCGUGUUCAAGGACAUGGGCGACCUCGCUGCUCUCGAUGGUGACGACGAGGACGAGGACGAGGACGAGGAGAUGGAUGAGGACGAUGCUUCCGACGACGACAGCGUCGACAGCGAGGGCGACGUCGACAUGGGCUCUGACGAGUCGACGCUCGAGGCGCCCGAGGAUGACGACGACUUUGAGAUCGUGCCGCAGGAGGUCGACGAGGACCCGGAGUGGGACGUCGACGACGAGGACCAGGACGAGGUCCUCCAGCGCAAGAUCAAGGAGAAGGGUAUCCUGACGGCCGAGGCGCAGACGCUGGCGAACCGUCUCGUGAACCGCGAAGUCACCGCGUCCCAGCUCAUCGACGAGGGCUUCAACAAGCUCUCGACGCACAACAAGGACGGCCUCCCGUCCUGGUUCCUCGACGACGAGAGCAAGCACUACCGCCCCAACAUCCCGAUCACGAAGGAGGCAGUGCAGGCCCUGCGCGACCGCCAGCGUGCACUCGACGCGCGCCCGAUCAAGAAGAUCGCCGAGGCCAAGGGCCGCAAGAAGAUGAAGGCGGCCGCGCGCCUCGAGCGCGCCAAGAAGAAGGCCGCUGGCGUCAUGGAGACGGAGGACCUGAACGACGGCGAGAAGGCGCGCCAGGUCAGCCGCCUCCUCCGCCGUGCCGCGGCUGGAGAGAAGAGGCAGGAGCGCAAGGUGGUCGUCGCCAAGGGCGUCAACAAGGGUGUCAAGGGACGACCGAAGGGCGUCAAGGGCAAGUACAAGAUUGUCGACGCGCGCAUGCGCAAGGAGGUCCGCGCCCAGAAGCGCAUCGCCAAGCGCGACAAGGGGAAGAAGAGGAAGUAG
Molecule: messenger RNA, 2553 nt
Organism: Trichosporon asahii var. asahii CBS 2479
Lineage: Eukaryota; Fungi; Basidiomycota; Tremellomycetes; Trichosporonales; Trichosporonaceae
Product: RNA methyltransferase
Exons: 2
Coding region: 1-2553 (850 amino acids)
Biological process (GO): rRNA methylation; maturation of 5.8S rRNA from tricistronic rRNA transcript (SSU-rRNA, 5.8S rRNA, LSU-rRNA); maturation of LSU-rRNA from tricistronic rRNA transcript (SSU-rRNA, 5.8S rRNA, LSU-rRNA)
Cellular component (GO): nucleolus; nucleus; preribosome, large subunit precursor
Molecular function (GO): rRNA (guanine) methyltransferase activity; rRNA (uridine-2'-O-ribose)-methyltransferase activity
Source: RefSeq, a predicted model, not a curated record